AUGCACAAAUGUGUGGUGGGCGACACCAGCCGCAUUGUGCAGGUGCUGUACAACCUGGUGGGCAACGCCUGCAAGUUCACAGAGCGGGGCAGCAUCUGGGUGGAUGCAUCUGUGAGCGGCAACGGCGAGGUGGUGUCGGUGUCUGUGCACGACACCGGCAUCGGCAUCCCGCAGGACAGGCUGGAGGACAUCUUCGCGCCCUUUGCGCAGGUGGACAUGAGCACCACCAGGCGGUACGGCGGCACCGGCCUGGGCCUCAACCUAGUCAAGCAGCUGGUGGAGGCGCACGGCGGUGCCAUCACCGUCGCCUCCCGCCAGGGCAAGGGCUCCGUGUUCACCUUCACGUUGCGGGUCUGGCGGGACGGCCAGGCGAGCCCCAGCCCCAUCACCGACUCUACGCGGCGCAGCAUGGCGCUGGCGGCGCGGAAGACGACUGCCGAGGCGGCGGAGGAUUUAGAAAGCGUGCGUUCCUCCCAGGCCUAG
Molecule: messenger RNA, 483 nt
Organism: Chlorella variabilis
Lineage: Eukaryota; Viridiplantae; Chlorophyta; Trebouxiophyceae; Chlorellales; Chlorellaceae
Exons: 6
Coding region: 1-483 (160 amino acids)
Biological process (GO): protein autophosphorylation
Molecular function (GO): phosphorelay sensor kinase activity; histidine phosphotransfer kinase activity
Source: RefSeq, a predicted model, not a curated record